UAAGUGGACAAAAACCUCAACAAACUAAGACUGCGCCAAUCACUCUGCCUCCACUGCGAGAGGAGAGAGAGAGGAGGGGAGAGAGAAAGUUAAAGUUACAGCCUUUCAGGGUGACAGGGAAGCUGAGCUGAGCUGAGCUAAGCUGAGGUGUGAACAAGGAAGAAGAAGAACAGGGCAGGUGUCAACACUUAACAAUAUCAGUCGGUUGCAGAGAGGGGCAUGGUCCUUACCUCACUUUUCCCAAAUUUCCCAUUUUUUUAAUUUAAUGUUUUUUAAAAUUUGAGUGUUUUUGUUCAAUUAUUUUCUCAACGUUAUGCUAGAAUAAGUUAAAAAUUUCUGCCUUUUUGAAGUAGCCAAUACUUUGUUCUCAAAUUGCAUUUCUUCACUGGUUAGAAAUAAUUCUCUAAAAUACUUUUUUUUUUUUUUUAUUAUUUCUCAGUGAUAAAGGAUAGAUUUUUCCGGAAGGUGAUUAACAAAACACUUCAUGGAACUUUUUAUUUUAAUUUUAAAACCAAUUAUAUGGUUAUAAUUUGUUUAAAAUUUUCUGAACCACUCUGUUUCCACUUUGAAGCAUCAUUUUCUUUAAAGAUUAUUGAAGAAGAGGUUGCAUAAGAAUUUGACGUAAAAAUGAAGGGGGCAGUAUUAGUUGCAAUUGCUGCAACUGUUGGGGAUUUUUUGCAAGGAUGGGACAAUGCUUGUAUUGCUGGUGCUGUUUUAUACAUCAAGAAAGAAUUCAACUUGGAGAGUGCACCAACUUUGGAAGGCUUAAUAGUAGCUAUGGCACUAGUUGGAGCCACUCUAAUCACAACAUGCUGUGGACCGAUUGCAGACCGUAUUGGUCGUCGCCCUAUGAUGAUUAUCUCAUCUCUCUGUUACUUCAUUAGUGCCUUAAUCAUGUUGUGGUCUCCUAAUAUCUAUGUUCUACUCUUGGGUCGACUAUUAGAUGGUUGUGGAAAUGGUUUGGUUGUCACUCUUGUUCCUCUUUAUAUAUCAGAGACAGCUCCAACUGAAAUAAGGGGUUCAUUGAACACACUUCCUCAGUUCACUGGUUCUGGUGGAAUGUUUGCAGCUUACUGUAUGGUUUUUGGGAUGUCAUUAAUGGAAAAACCUAGCUGGAGAUUGAUGCUUGGGGUUCUUUUAAUUCCAUCCAGUAUUUAUUUUAUAUUAACUGUAUUCUUCUUACCCGAGUCUCCUCGUUGGCUUGUUAGUAAAGGAAGAAUGAGUGAGGCCAAAAGGGUUCUUCAACGAUUGCGAGGCAGGGAAGAUGUUGCUGCUGAGAUGGCUUUGCUUGUUGAGGGACUUCGAGUUGGAGGUGAAGCAUCAAUAGAAGAAUACUUAAUUGAGCCAGAUGCUGGCAUUGCUGAUGAUCAAGAUCCAAUGGUUGUCAAAGAUCAGAUUAAGUUAUAUGGGUCCGAAGUAGGCCAAUCCUGGAUUGCAAGACCAGUCACUGGUCAGAGUAUGCUCGGGAUUGCAUCUCGCCAGGGAAGCAUUCAAAACCCUAGUAGUUCCUUUAUAGACCCCCUUGUCACGCUUUUUGGUAGUGUACAUGAGAAGCUUCCAGAACAAGGAAGCAUGCGAAGUAUCAUCUUCCCAAAUUUUGGUAGUAUGUUUAGUAUAGGAGGAGGGAAAGAUCCUAGAAACGAAGACUGGGAUGAGGGACAUGAUGAUGAAUAUGUUCACCAUCAUGAGGAUGAUGAUGAUGAUUAUUCUGAAGAGGAUGACAAUUUACGGAGUCCACUUAUGACUCAUCAGGUUUCAGGUACUGAUAAAGCCAUGGUUGCUCCUGCUUCAGGCAGCAUGUUUAGCAUGAAGCCUAGUGGUUUAAUACAAGGAAGUGAAGCUAGCGGCAUUGGUGGUGGUUGGCAGCUUGCUUGGAAAUGGAGCGAGAGAGAAGGUGCGGAUGGGAAAAAGGAAGGAGGGUUUAAAAGGCUUUAUUUACAUCAGGAAGGUGAUGCUGGAUCUAAACGAGGGUCUGUGAUCUCUCUUCCUGGUGGUGAUGUUACUGGUGGUGAUACCGAGUUUAUUAAGGCAGCUGCGUUAGUGAGUGAACCUGCCCUUUAUUCGAGGGAGUUUAUGGAUCAUCAUGCAAUUGGACCAGCUAUGGUUCACCCUUCUGAGGCUGUUGCUAAAGGACCUAGUUGGAGGGACCUUCUAGAACCCGGUGUAAGGCGUGCAUUGGUUGUUGGUAUCGGACUUCAACUUCUUCAACAGUUCUCUGGGAUAAAUGGGGUUCUGUAUUACACACCUCAAAUAUUAGAGCAGGCUGGAGUUGGUCAUCUUCUUUCGCACAUGGGUAUUGGCGCUUCCUCUGCAGCAUUGCUCAUCAGUGCACUUACGACUCUUUUAAUGCUUCCUGCUAUAGCUGUUGCAAUGAGGGUUAUGGAUAUUUCUGGAAGGAGGACUUUGCUAUUGACCACAAUUCCUGUAUUGUUCCUAUCGCUUGUGGUCCUAAUACUUGGAAAUAUCAUAAACAUGGGAACCACGGUGCACGCCGUGAUUUCCACGGUCUCAGUAGUUUUCUACCUCUGCUUCUUCGUGAUGGGUUUUGGCCCGGUCCCAAAUAUCCUAUGCGCAGAAAUUUUCCCAACCAGGAUUCGUGGGCUCUGCAUUGCUAUAUGCGCGUUUUCGUUCUGGAUUUGUGAUAUCAUAGUUACUGAUACACUUCCUGUGAUGCUGAAAUCUGUUGGACUUGCUGGUGUCUUUGGCUUCUACGCAGUUGUUAGUGUAAUUGCAUGGAUUUUUAUCUAUAUAAAGGUUCCUGAAACCAAGGGCAUGCCCCUUGAGAUAAUUACUGAGUUCUUUGCUCUAGGGGCAAGACAACCUUAAGACAAAAAGAACAACUUACAUCUGUUACACCCGUUUUUAUUGUUUUGCUAAGGGCCGGGAAAGGGUUGUUUCCUUCCCAAACUCUGGUAUUGUUUAUCAAUCAAAGUAUAUAGUUCUGUUGCAACUUCUUUGAUUACAGCAUUUCUGAAAACUUAAAGACUGUUAAAUUACAAAAUUUCAGGCAGCAUUAUUUCA
Spinacia oleracea (spinach) is the source of this 3021-nucleotide messenger RNA. Its product is annotated as monosaccharide-sensing protein 2. The record is from RefSeq and is a predicted model, not a curated record. Gene Ontology annotation, molecular function: transmembrane transporter activity. Lineage: Eukaryota; Viridiplantae; Streptophyta; Magnoliopsida; Caryophyllales; Amaranthaceae. Gene Ontology annotation, biological process: transmembrane transport. Gene Ontology annotation, cellular component: membrane. The transcript has 6 exons. The coding region runs from base 628 to 2826 and encodes 732 amino acids.